Polypterus senegalus (gray bichir) is the source of this 2938-nucleotide messenger RNA. RefSeq names its product LIM/homeobox protein Lhx9-like. The record is from RefSeq and is a predicted model, not a curated record. Bases 377 to 1531 code for a protein of 384 amino acids. Gene Ontology annotation, molecular function: DNA-binding transcription factor activity, RNA polymerase II-specific; RNA polymerase II transcription regulatory region sequence-specific DNA binding. The transcript is spliced from 5 exons. Gene Ontology annotation, cellular component: nucleus. Gene Ontology annotation, biological process: regulation of transcription by RNA polymerase II; neuron differentiation. NCBI's taxonomy places the organism in Eukaryota, Metazoa, Chordata, Cladistia, Polypteriformes, Polypteridae.
UUUAGAUGUUUGUAAAAAUGCUAUUAUAAUUUUAAUACUAGGAAUGAAUGUUACAGUUAAGGAAAAUAUGUUAAAUUCUGUGAAGAACUGCAUAUACUGCAGACCUGUUGAGAUAAAGGAACUCAGUCCAUUUUUCUUAAUAAAUCUUUUAAGUCCAGAAAGCUCUACAGAGAAUUGUGAGAAAAUAAUUGUUUUUGCUUUUUAGGUAUACAAAAGUAAUUUAAAACAGGAGUAGAUACUAUAGUUUCUUGUUGGUAGCUGCCUAUUUUAAGAAACAAAAUCUAUCGUUUUCAUAUCUAGUUACUCCUCCACUCGUUCUGUCUGAUCUUGUUCUAGUUUUACUAAUAUUUUACUUCCACAAAUUCUUGGAAAUAGAAUGGCUGAAGGUGGGAGUUUCACUGCAAUGCUCCUUCAUGGUUUUGGAGAAGAGAGUGUACUAGAGUCUUUGGCUACAGAGAGCAGGGGAUCUUUUAACUCUACAGUCUCAACCUCUGACCUCAAUCGUCUACACAUGACUAGCAUCGAUAGGACUGUUAUCUGUGCUGGCUGUGGAGAGCGUGUCUAUGAUCGUUACUUCCUAUUGGCUUUGGACAAACAGUGGCAUUCAGGGUGUCUACGCUGUAGCCUGUGCCAGUCCACCCUAGAUUCACAUCUUUCUUGUUUUUGUAAAGAUGGCACAAUUUACUGCAAGGAGGAUUAUUACAGGCAGUUUUGUGUGGAAAGAUGUGCUCGCUGUGGACUGGGAAUCCCUUCUUCUGAGCUUGUGAUGCGUGUUAGAGACUAUGUUUUCCAUUUGCGUUGUUUCAACUGCCAUUCCUGUGGAAGUGCUCUUCAUACCGGAGAUCUUUUUACAAUGCAGGGUUGUAGUCUUUUGUGUCAGAGGCACUGCAACUCUGCUCUCAGCCCCACAGAACACCCUCCCAAACCCAGGCUACGGAAGCGCAAGACUGUUAAUGUGGACAACGAGGAGAGAAGUCAAGUGGACCUGGUUCAGCAAGAGGAUUUUUUGGGUUGCAGAGACGCUCAUCUGACUAACCACCAAGGAGGAGGACUAGGAACCAAGACCAAGAGAAUCAGGACAUGUUUCAAAAAUCAUCAACUGCGCACUAUGGAGUCUUACUUUGCAGUGAAACACAACCCAGAUGGAAAGGACUGGGAACAACUGGCAAAGAAGACCGGUUUACCUAAAAGGGUUCUACAGGUUUGGUUUCAGAAUGCUCGGGCUAAACUGCGCAAGACGAUGUCCUCUGAAGACCCAUCAGAAGGCGAAGGUUCAGUAACGUCAACAACCAGCACUAUCGAUCCUUCUCAGAUCUCCUUCACUUCGACUUCUCCUCGGGAUCCUUCUCCAGUCUUGGAAUCGAUGGGACAGCCAGUCAGAAUGUCCAGUCCUUUUCUUUCAUUUCCAGAAUUUGCCAGCACCUAUUUAACCCAAUCUACACCAAUCAUGACUCCAAUUUUUCUGAACUUUGACCUUGGAGAGUCAACUCCUAGUAAUAUAGAUGACUCUGGGCCUGCAAGUUUUUUCUAGGUGAAAAUUACUUUUUAAAAUUCAUAUUUUAAAAUUUGUUAAUAUGAAAUAUAUUUUGCACUAUUGAAUUAACUGUUAAGAUUAUAUAGAACUAUGCAACAUUGAGAAUUUGCUUUCAUCUUUUAAACUUCAAAAAUAUCCAAAAGAAGAUAUCACACUCUUGAGUUAUUUGCUUAUAAAAGGUAGUUAACCCAAAAUCCAGAUUUUGCAUACACUUGUUGGUUUAAAUUUUAUGAUUCCAUUUGAAUAGUGCCAGAAGUAUGGGGUGAAAUAAAAACUGGCCAGGUGCUCUUAUACCUGAGAUCUCUGAAGAUUAACCAUGUCAUGCUUUUAUGCAAGCCUGUAUAUUACUGCCUUGAUUAAUUUAAAUAAAAUCCAAAUUGGUUAUCCGACCAAAUGACUGUAACUCUGAAUGGGGUCAGUUGAAUAGAAAAUGGAUGGAUAUGAACAGUAGUCGAUAAAGAGCCAGCAUAUCUAGCGCAAUAUACUGUGCAGUGAAAUUGAAAGCACUUCCCAGUAAAAUGUGAGUUGACAUAUGAACAGUUGCAUUAAAAAGUUCAAUUUGAGCGUUUUGCCUCAAUUUGAUGAAUCAAGGAGUGCGAUACAUUUCUUGAUUUCUGAUUAGUUUUCAGUUUUUUCCCCCACUUCAAACUUGAAGACAAGGUGAAGCCCGCUUUUGAAUAAAUGUUUACUGCAUGGUAAUAAACUAGUGUAAUAUGAAAUCAUAAUCUUGUGAUUUUUUUUUAAUUGCUGUAAGAGGAUUAUGAUGUGUCUUACCAGAGAGAAAUCUUGAAGUGCUAGCACUGCGCUUCAGAUAAUGAGGCUUUUACUGUAGUAUGGUAGACCUUGAGAUCUGAGUUUUACGUGUUCUUUGUAUUUUUUAAGUACACAUGGUAAAAGUUUACAGCAUUUUAUUAAUUUGUGCUGUUAUGAAUUUGUAUUCCGCUGUCAUACAAUUUUAAGAAGCCCCGUUUCUUUGUAAAUAGCCUGCCAGCCUCCCUUUCCCCAUACAGUUAUAUUGAUGGGUGGUAGGUUUCCAUUUUUGAUUAUUCUGGUAGAAGCUGUCUGCUGUUCACUCACUAGUGCCUCAUCAGUCCAUCCAUGCUGGUCUUAAUUUUAUCUGAUUAAUAUUAUGGACUAAUUUGUAAGGUACCCAUUAUAAGCAGUGAACAAAGAUUUUAUUAAGUAUCAAUAAUAAUAAUACGUUAAAAAAAAGACUCCUGAAAUUUGUUAUUGUCUUACUCUAUUUUACAUCAUGUUGUCUCAUUUUAUAACAACCUGAUAUGUCAAGCUAUUAUCACUAAUUUAUUUAUAACUAUCUGUCCCAAAAACAUAGUCAGUCAUUUUCCAACCUGCUAUAUCCUAAUUAUAGGGUCACGGGGGUCUGCUGGAGCCAAUUCCAGCCAA